Messenger RNA from Closterium sp. NIES-65, 861 nucleotides. Lineage: Eukaryota; Viridiplantae; Streptophyta; Zygnematophyceae; Desmidiales; Closteriaceae. The record is from the annotation of a GenBank genome assembly.
AUGGGGGAGAGGGGACGCGGGGGACGGCGGAAGCGGAUGGGCGGGAGGGAGGGGAGGAAGGCGUUUGUUGAUGGAGAGGCGGAUGGGGAGAGGGAGGAGGGGGAGGAGGGAGGAGGAGAGGAAGAGGGGGAGGUGGAAGAAGAGGAGAUGGAUGAUGGUAGUGAAGGGGACGAGGAGGAGGAAGAAGAGGGGAGGGAGGAGGAUAAAGCAGAGGACGGAGGAACAGAGGAGGACGACGCAGCAGCAACUGCGCUCCUCGCCAAGGCUGACGUGUCCCUCUCUGCCACUGCCACGUGUGACUCCUUUGCUGACCUGGCACUGGCGCCAUGGCUGGUUGCCACGUGUCACGAGAUGGGUCUGCGCCAUCCCACCCCAGUGCAGUGUGCGUGCAUCCCCCCCGUCGUUGCGGGGAGCAACGUGAUUGGUGUGGCUCAGACCGGCAGUGGGAAAACGGCUGCUUUCGCCCUGCCCAUUCUGCAGAAACUAGCCGAGGAUCCCUAUGGGGUCUUCGCGCUCGUCCUCACGCCCACCAGGGAGCUGGCUCUGCAGAUCGCCGACCAGUUCCGCGCUCUGGGGUCGUCGCUGUCUCUGCGCUGCGCUAUUGCUAUCGGCGGGGGUGACAUGGUGGAGCAGGCUAUGCAGCUAGCAAGUCGGCCGCAUGUGGUGGUGGCAACGCCGGGGCGAUUGAGGGAGAUGCUGCAGCAGGAGGCGAGCAUGGGGCGAAUCUUCAGCAACCUGCAGGUGCGCGGGUGGGUGCGGUUUGCAUGGGUCAGGGUCGGUUGGGUAGUUUAUUCUACUGCUGGUGAUGCUAUUGCUCCCUUGUCGGUGCUCGCUUUCCCUCCCCCCUCCUCCUUCUCUUGA